Messenger RNA from Culex quinquefasciatus (southern house mosquito), 2780 nucleotides. RefSeq names its product zinc finger protein 708. Gene Ontology annotation, cellular component: nucleus. Bases 765 to 2750 code for a protein of 661 amino acids. Gene Ontology annotation, molecular function: RNA polymerase II cis-regulatory region sequence-specific DNA binding; zinc ion binding; DNA-binding transcription factor activity, RNA polymerase II-specific. The record is from RefSeq and is a predicted model, not a curated record. Gene Ontology annotation, biological process: regulation of transcription by RNA polymerase II. The transcript is spliced from 4 exons. NCBI's taxonomy places the organism in Eukaryota, Metazoa, Arthropoda, Insecta, Diptera, Culicidae.
ACAUAAAAAUGUCGAAUUUGUUGAAAAAUAAAAUGAUGAUUGGUUUAUCAUAUAAGGAGCUGCGUAUGCUACCAUGUCCUUGGUUGAAAUCAACAUAAAAUUGGAAGGAUGAUUAGCUUCAGGUUUUACUAUAGAUCAGCUAUUCUCAACCUUCUUCUACGCCGGUACCCCCUGCCAUGUAAAUCAAGUAGGCUCGGUACCCCCGUUGAGAAUCGCUGCUAUAGAUAGUUAAUUUCAAAUGAAAACGCUUUUUACAAGCUGUAAUAGAACGGAAAAGUGCUGGCAUACCAACAUAAGGUGCCUGAUGGAAUUACAAGCUAUAAAUUGGCAUAUUAGCACUUUGGCGUCCUGUUACAGCUCGUAAAAAGCGUUUUCAUCUUAAAUCAAGUUAUAAAUGGCUUAAUGAAAAUUAUCAAGUAAGUUCUUCUGCCAAACAUGCUGAGAAAUUCCCCAGCCUCGUCGGCUCGACAUUUUUCAAUGUGGGAAAAAAGGGGUGGGUCACACGAUCAUGAUAAAUCAAUCAAUUUUUAAAUGGGGAAACUAAAAAAGGGUACCUUCCAUAAGCGUGUACAAACUACUCGAAAGACAUUUUGACGUUUCAGUUGUUUUGUUGACAAAUAUUGCGGGAAGUUUCGGUAGUUCCUUUUUUUUACAAACCAAAUGCAAUGGUUUCGUAAGAUUGGUUGUUUCCACAGAAGAAUCUUUCAAAUUUUAUGUGCGCAACAGUUUGAACUAUUAGUGAACUUCCAGCGUCGAACCGACACAUGGUUCCACGACAAUCGCCACUUGCAAUCAAAAUGAAAUUUGGUUUGUUUGCGGACACGAAGGCGCUGUGCCGAGUGUGCAUGACGGCCACGGACGGACAUCGCACUGACCUGUACGACGGAACUUCGCUUGUAGCCGGACAGCCGAGUUUACAUGAAAUGCUGAAGGCCAUUUGCGCCGCAGUAUUUGAUAAAUCUGAUGCUGACUAUCCACCGGGAUUUCCGACGCAGGUCUGCGCCAACUGUCGGAAUGCUAUCCUCGUGGCCUUCAAGCUACACCAGACGUGCAUCGAAACCGACCGCCGGUUGGGCGAGCUGCUGGCGCUAAAGUGGGAGCUUCAGGAUCUUGGGGGCGGUGGAGAAUCCGGAGAUCCGCUGAGGUCCAGUAAUGAGAUAGGAGAAAUAACGGACAAGAGUUUUGAACUGGGAGGAGAUGGUACCGCUCAAAUUGUAAUUCAUCCCGGACCUAAUGAUCAAAACAAUGUCUCGUGCCCAAUGAGUGAAGAAAAGAUUAAAGUAGAAGAACUAGACUUGAUGGAUGAAAGCGGAAUCGAUGGUCAUGACUCUAGUAGUAUUGACCAAGAAGAAAUAGCCAAUGAAGUUGGCAAUGAGAUGGAAGUAUGUGAAAUUUGCUCAGAAAAAUUCAUUGAAACUUCAAUCCUAUGCACUCACAUGACAAAUAGGCAUCAACUGUAUAUGUGCGAUUUAUGCCAUCAAACGUUUGGAUCGCAGCUCUGGCUAUCGAAACAUGAAACCCUGCAUUCAAGGACUAGAAAUCAUCUAAAUGUAUAUCCAGACCCCGUGUUUUGUUUCGAGUGUGGCCAAACGUUGCAAAACACCGCUAGGCUGCGCAAACAUUUACGGACGAGAUGUGCUAAGCUGAAAGCUUUAUCGCUAACGAAUAAGGAAGUUGCUAUCAGAACCUGCAGAGUAUGCGGUAAAUUUCAUCAAUCUGUUCGUCGUCUGUUUGAGCAUAUGAAACAGGACCACCCGGGCAGAAACAAGUUGGGUUUGGUCGUUGUUAGGAAGCGGAACCAAUGCAGUAAAUGUCAGGAAUCGUUUCCUACAAAAUCAGCUCUAACAAAACAUCGACAGGUUCACAAUGCGCCUUUUAAAUGUUCGAUAUGUGGCAAAGAGUUGCUCACCAAACAAGCACUCAAGGGCCACAUCAUGAGACACUCGGACAUUAAACCUCAUAAUUGCGAUUUGUGUCCACUACGGUUUUACACGACCCAGGAGCUGAAAAGUCACAUGUUACUGCACGCUAAACAACAGAAUGCCAUUAGAGAAAUAAAGUUGCACAAGUGCAAGACUUGCAACGCAGCGUUUCCUACGAAAGAAGCUCUAACCAAACAUCGUCCGACACACAACGUACCUAGCAACUGCUCGGUCUGUGGUAAAACGUUGAAUUCCAGCGCAGCACUCAAGGUCCACAUGAUGAGACACGCUGAUACUAAAGCACACUGUUGCGAAUUGUGUCCGCUGCGGUUUUACACAAAAGGGGACUUGUACAAUCACAAGGCAUCUCACAUUCAACAACGGACUCACAUUUGUGAUAUUUGUGGGUCGAAGUUUGCAAAGCAAAGUGCGCUGAAGAGACACGUUAAACUUGUCCAUGAAGGCCUUCGCCCCUUUGAGUGCCAGAUUUGUGGUUUCAAGCUGUUCACGUCGACGCAGCUGAAGCGCCACUUGCUUGGCCAUUCGAAGGAAAAACCCUACAAGUGCGAGCUUUGCACACAAGCCUUCGUCAAGACCGACGAGCUGGCCAAUCACGUGGCUCGCAAACACCGGGGCGGGCUACCGUACCCUUGCGAUCGCUGCGAUGAGUCGUUCCGGUUGAUGACGGAGCUGCGCCACCACUACCGGGUUCACGUUCAAGCUGGCGAACAGAUCGAUGAGAUGCGGUUUACCGCGAUGGCUACGUUGCAGCGAAUAUUCGCUAGGGAUAAACAGAAGCUGCCUGAAGAAGGCAACUGUGCGAAAUGAUUAGAAAUACAGUUUAAUGUGAAGGAUAAA